GUUUUUCAACGUCGACUUGACGGAUCUGAGGAUUUCUACAGAACUUGGGAGGAAUACAAAAACGGAUUCGGAAACUUGACAGCGGAAUUCUGGUUUGGUAAUGAGAAGCUGUAUCAUUUACUGAGUCAGGGAUCAUAUGAGUUACGGAUGGACAUGGCUGAUUUCAACGGUCAAACACGUUAUGUGAAAUACAGUAAUGUGUCCAUAGGGAGCGAGGCUACAAAAUACCAGAUUUCCUUAUCUGGUUUCUCAGGAGACGUCGGCGAUUGUUUCACUUCAACAACCUAUAGCCAACCAAUACAAAACAUGAAGUUCACGACGAAGGACAGAGACAACGACGUUGAGAGAAACAAUAACUGUGCCGUCAUGUAUAACUCUGGGUGGUGGCACAAUGCAUGCCACUGCGCUAACCCCAACGGUCUCUAUCUGGCGGGAAACACCACGGUGUUCGGUAAAGGGAUAACGUAUUAUCCGUGGUUAACGCAUAACUAUUCUCUGAAGACAAUUCGACUUAUGGUUAGAAAAGUUGUGCAUUAAGAUACUGCAUUCCAAGACGGGCCUGAAGAGGGAAGUACAUGGAGUUGUUGAUUUCAAAGGAAAUGAUGUCAAUUUUUGUUAUUUGAUUUUCAAUGAACUAUUUUCCAACAACGGUAACAAUGAAA
Molecule: messenger RNA, 662 nt
Organism: Saccostrea cuccullata (small rock oyster)
Lineage: Eukaryota; Metazoa; Mollusca; Bivalvia; Ostreida; Ostreidae
Product: ficolin-2-like
Exons: 3
Source: RefSeq, a predicted model, not a curated record